This is a messenger RNA of Biomphalaria glabrata, 8854 nucleotides long. Its product is annotated as pyrokinin-1 receptor-like. The coding region runs from base 768 to 2396 and encodes 542 amino acids. Gene Ontology annotation, cellular component: plasma membrane. Gene Ontology annotation, molecular function: neuromedin U receptor activity. The record is from RefSeq and is a predicted model, not a curated record. Gene Ontology annotation, biological process: neuropeptide signaling pathway. The transcript is spliced from 5 exons. Lineage: Eukaryota; Metazoa; Mollusca; Gastropoda; Planorbidae.
AACUCAAUGAAGAGUUCCUGCUUUAAUUAACGCGCGUUGUUCCCCCUUUAUGCCCAAAAUGAAAACAUUAGGUUUCUUUUAACACCUGAUGUGUGUUAGAAGCCGCCAAAAGCCACCGGAUAUUCUGUCAAUAACUUUUCUAUUUAAAUCUGACACCAUGUGACGUUUUAUUGUAGUGUUUUCUUUCGUGUCAAAAAAAAAUCGUUGUUUUGUAUUUCACUUGAUCUUCGUGGAGUAAUGUUGUUGUUUCUUCUUUUUAAUUUUCUAUAAAUGUGUGAUGCUAUUUAAUACGAGAAGGUUUAUUGAUUGUGCCAUGGAUAUCAACACAUCGCUGGAUUGUUGACUUUUCUCAUUGGUCACAGUUGACUACAUACGAGCGAAAUGAGUCUUGGAUAACGGAUAAUUGCAGACAUGCCCCGGAACCAGACGAAGAUAAUCUAACGGGACCAGACCAGAUGAUGCUUGCUUGUGUUGAGCGAAAGACCAAUUAAGACUGCCAAGAGUUCAGAGAUGUAUAUAUUUCGGAAGCCACCUUAAAAGUAACGUCUGCAUUUCAGUAUUUCUCUGGUCGUUUACUUUUUGGAUAUAAACAUAUCAACAUUCAAUGUUAUAAACUCUUGCUGUUUGCUCUGCUACUGUUGACGAAAUAACACCCUGUGUUGUCAGGGAUGAAGGCUUCAAGCCAUGGGUACGGAAGGUCAACGUCGAUGUUUUCUGCAAAGAUCGGACCGUGAACUUUCCUCGAGUUCCAGGGACGGCUAAAAGACAUGAUGGAUCAAUACAUGGGGAUCCUGGUCAUCCCCGACGUCCACCCGAAUUCAUCGGUCAACGGUUCCGGCUCCGGAACGGAGAGCAGCAACUCGACUUUCCCCACGGGCACCGACGAAGGGCAGAUACUGCUGGAAAUUCUCGGGGCUAAGAGGAAGGAGUUGCGGUUCGUUGUGCUGCUGAUAGUCAUCUACAGCGUGGUCUUUGUCACGGGCAUCGUUGGCAACGUCUGUACCUGCGUCGUCAUCGCCAAGAAUGCCUACAUGCGAACUGCCACUAAUUAUUAUCUCUUCAGUCUGGCCAUGUCAGACAUCUUUACCUUGCUCUUCGCUCUACCCCCGGAGUUGUACAGUAUUUGGGAGGCCUAUCCCUGGCACUUCGGUGAGACUUUCUGCAUCUUUAAAACUUUUUUGAUGGAGAUGACUUCCUACACGUCUGUUCUGACCAUCACCAGCUUCACCGUGGAGCGCUACAUCGCCAUCUGCCACCCUAUCAAAGGGCAGAAGUCCUCGAGGCACUCCCGCGCUGUCAAGUGCAUAGUCUCCAUUUGGAUAGUCGCCGCCUGCUGCGCGCUGCCCUACCCGAUCCACACGCGGGUGUACACCUUCGUUCACCACCCACUUGACCACCGGCCCAUUCAGGAGUCGGUCGUAUGCAACAUUCCCUUCCAGUGGCAGCAGAGGAUGUCGUACAUUUUCCAGGUCUCCACAUUCGUCUUCUUCAUCAUCCCCAUGGUCGUCAUCACUGGAAUGUACCUUCUGAUAGGGAUGCGCCUCAGGAGCUCGGCCAUGACGGCUUCCUUUAAGCACCAAUCAUUGCCUUCAAAAACUGCAGCGUCCAGAGCAAGAAGAGCAGUGCUCAAAAUGCUGGUCGCUGUGGUCAUCGCCUUCUUUGUCUGCUGGGCUCCCUACCACGCCCAGAGGUUGAUGACGUUUUACAUUGAACGUGACCAGUGGACACAGGAGCUAAUGCUAGCCCAAAGUCAUCUGUUUUAUAUAUCAGGAGUGCUGUAUUUUCUAAGCUGUACGGUCAACCCUAUUCUCUACAACUUAUUAUCCAGAAAGUUUCGCCAGGCCUUCAAGCGGACCCUCUGCCGGUGCUGCUUCAAGCUUGACUCUCAUUCCAUUCCGGCCUUCUACAAGCUCAAGGCCAAGUUCGUCGGCACCGAACGGCGUUCCCCGGGUCUGAAUAACAGUAACACUUGCUACCUCUACCCGGACAACGGGAUACGCCUGGCUAAGUUCACGGAAAACGACGCCAGAAAGGGACUCAGGCACCUGCCUUACGGCUACGCCCACCCAUCCACCAACGAGACCUCGCUAAAGAACUCCAGCCCCACAGCGGCGGGCGGCAACUCCAGCGGCGCCCACGCUCACUCUGAUGGACGCCUUCAUCGCAUCUGCCGUCAUAAGUAUUGCUCUACCCGCCGCGCCGGGAUGUCGCCCACAGGAUCUACCGGGCCGCAGGUUCUGGCCACACCCAACGCCCGGACAAUAAUUUCUUACCCUGACAUCCUGUGCCACACAAGACAUAGCCUGAAUGAACCUUCGGUGCUGGUAAAAGAAAGAGUCUCAAAAUCUGAGUCUGUCAGCCACAUCUUUAAAAGUAACGUUAAGGUGUCCUGGUGACCUUUGUAAACUCUAUAUCCUUACAAUUUUAUUACUUUUCAUACCAGCGUUCAUUACAUUUUAUGUGUCCUAGUAAAACAUUGUUCUUUGCUAUGUAAAAAUACAUUGAACAGAUAUUAAGUAAUAUGUCACAUUGGACCGUAACAUCUCAAAUUAUUUUAAACAUUUAUUUUUUUUGGGCCUUGCGAUUUCCACUAACCAAAGUCAUACUACAUUGGGUGGACAGCAGUUUUAUUUUAUAGCAUAGUAGAGGCGUCUCUAAGAUUUGUGUCACCCGGUGCAUCUAAUGGCACCAGCCCCAAUCCCAAUAAAACUUUUCCAAAGUAAUUUCCGAAUAAAAUCCUUAUUGUUGAUACAAUAUAAAUAAAAAGAUCCAUUUUCAUACAUUUAUUAGAACACAACUAUUAAAUGUGUCACCGAUUCUUUUUUUUUUAAGUGGUGCCCCUAAAAAAGGCAAAUCUGUUAUUAGCUUUGUGUAGCCUGUCCGUCCGUCUGUCUGUCCGUUUGUAAGUAUUUCUGUCCGUCCGUCCAUCUCGUUUAGAUCGCAAAAACUAGAAAAGAUAUUGAAAAUCCGAUAUCAUAUUUUAGAUUUUUCAAAGUCCUGGUGCAAUGGCUACUUUUGGUCGAUUCUAAAAGCUAAAAAUUAUUUUUUUUUAAAUUAAAUAGGCAACCAGUAUUAUUUCAUAAAAAUACAACAUAUUUACUAUUUUUUAUUAUUAAUAGAAAUAGUAAAUCUGUUAAUAGGAGAGACAACAUUUCUGUAUAUUUUAAAACGAUUAUGCAAACGAUCUUUUCCCCUAUAACAAUGCUGUAAAAAAUAUUUGUAUUGCUAAAUUAAUAGUUAACUGUUAUACAAGCUAUUUACAUUGUAAAUCAAUUGUUUUAGUUAUAAAAGAGAAAAAGCUUUUAGUAUGUAUAUAGGUCGAAAGUAAUUUAAAACAUUUAAUACAAAGUGUUUCCUGUUAUACACGUGAAGGGCAGUGUUGCAUCACGUAUGAACAACAAUUUGUUAUUUAACUAAAUGGAAAAGUGAAGAUGGAGAGGCUGGCGCUUUAGAAAAUCAUCAAUUAGAUAAUCUUUCAAUAACAUCACUUAGGUCAGAUUCACUGGUCAGAUUCACAGCGAACCAUAUCUUUACAGCAAUCAGAUCAAUGAAUAAAUAGGAAUAUUAACAAUGUAACAAUAAUAGCAUAUAUAGAAUGUGGUAUUAUAUCGUCAGUCGACCUGAUAGCACCAUAAUAUCCGCAACACUUUCGAUACGUAGAUUUCUCUUUAUGUAUGUAAGUUGAGAUAAAUUGUGUUUAUUGAUAGUCUGUAGUUCAUGGCUUCUGAUAGUCAUGCUGAAAAAAUUGAAACAUGCCAUUGUACCUGCCCGAGUGGUCCACUUUGGGGGCUGUAUCCGAGUUUCUGUUUCAACACAAACCAUCUUUCUAACCUUAUUUUUAAUCAGUUGCUUCUGUCAUUAUAUCGCAUUGGUGUCACGUGUCACUAGUUGCGAUCAGCACCCCCACUUGUCUCUAGCAGCACAACUCUUAUAUAAAAUAAGCUAUUGAAAAUUAUGUAAGUAAUUUGUAAUAUGCACGACCUCAGUGACUGUAUUCAAUUUGAAUGAAAAAUAGUAAAUAACUAGCAAAUAAAUGUGUUUCUACGGAGAGUCACGAUCCACAAGAAUUAGGAAAGACUUACAAGCUUGUCUUAUCUUCAUAACUAGGUCAAUCUUUAGUGAAAUACAACGCAUCCCGCCCCUGACUCUAACGGUCGAUAUGUAAACCAUAAAGCAAUUAACAGCAUCGAGAGACGUAAAGACAAGAUAAUCUUCAAUGUAUGACCCACUUCUAAAAUCUCUUUUAUUUGUUUUAAGUCUUGGCCAGAACGGCUUAGAGAUGAUGCAUGGAGAUGUUAAUUGAUUGGCUCUUUCAAUAUAUAUCAUAUUUAUCUAUAUUUGCACAUAGAUCUAUGUACAUUCAUUUUCAAAUAAUUUGUAAUUCGUUUUUUUUUUAAAUUUCUGUAUUUAUUUUAUGUUCGUUUUAUCCAUUUUUCUUUUAGUUUUACAAACAUUUGAAUGUAAAUAGUACUCGCGCCAAGUCUUUCAAUAACUUCUCUAAGCAGACGUCAAAAUGCUCAUUGUUGCUGUCUGCUGUACAAAGUCUGCUUGACACUGUAACUAAAGAACAUUUCGACUACAGUUUUGUAGUCCAUUCUCGCGAUGUUGUUAAAAGAUCUCUACUAAAUGUUUUCGUGAAAUGUAUGAAAAGCAAGACCGCUUAUCGCAUUAGAAGUAAUUGAAGAAUAAUUACUAUUUAUUUAGAAGCUUAAGAGUUGGCAUCUGUACAUUAAUACCCAUGUGCAAACAAUGAAAAUCUGUUACAAGCUUGCAGUCAAGAACUCUUGUCUAGCAUGCUGUUAUUUGUAUGAUAAUACUCUUGUUUCAUCCUUCAACAAUAAAUGCAUUGAAGAACAAUAGAUAUAACGGAUUGACUACAGAUACAAUACGCUUAAUACAAUACAAUAAUCUUUGCACACUAUAGUCAAGUUCAAAUGUAGUCUCAGAUCUGUCCAGUUUAGGUUCAUAGAUUGUGGACAGUAGAUAAUAGAAGGAUAGGAAAUUAAGUCGAAUUGGGGAAGCAAUCGCCACAUAAACAAUCUGUUUUCUUGUAUUGACAUAUUUCUAUUGAAACUAUCACUAUUCACUCGCUGUUUUUAGUCUCAGUGGAAAUACAAAAUUUAUUCCUUUUUUUUAUAUAUACGCUCAACUUUCAUCUAGACUUUUGCUCCAAUUAUGAGACAAUGACUAAAAUGGCAAAAAUAUUUCAUUACAGACACAUUUUUGAAUGAUUUGACAUUCUGAAUAUUUAAAAAAAAAAAAGGUUGCAGAACAAACAUUGUGUAAAGAUUUUUGAGUCUCCAAUCAAGACAUUGUCUUUCAAUUUAGUACAUUUUCUUCAUUCUUCAUUCCCAGGAGACAAAGACAUAUUACUGAAUUUGAACCAAGUAGACAACAUAGAAGAUAUAGUAGUACAAGAAAAUGGAAUUCAAAAACUAUUAGCCAACACCAAACCAAAUAAAGCUUCUGGACCUGAUGGUAUUCCAGCUAGAUUACUCAAAGAACUAAGUAAUGAGCUAGCCCCAGUGUUCAAAAUACUCUUUCAGGCUUCACUUAACCAGGGCAGAGUACCAAAGGACUGGAAAGAAGCUAAUGUCACCCCCCUAUUUAAAAAAGGAGAAAAAUCUGACCCAGGGAACUACAGACCAGUAUCACUUACCAGCAUCACAUGUAAAAUCCUAGAACACAUAAUAUGUAGCAACAUCAUAAACCACUUAGACAAACAUAAUGUCCUCACACCAUACCAACAUGGCUUUAGGAAAUAUAGAUCAUGUGAAACACAACUAAUAGGACUAAUUGAUGAUUUUUCAAAAGGUUUAGAUAAUAGUGAACAAAUAGAUGCUAUCUUACUAGACUUUUCUAAGGCUUUUGACAAAGUUCACCACCAUAGUUUGCUUAAAAAAUUAAAAUAUUUCGGCAUUAAUGGUCCACUGCAUCAGUGGAUUAAAGACUUUCUGAUAGGGAGAGAACAAACUGUAAUAAUAAAUGGCUCUAAAUCAACACCGAUAACAGUAAACUCAGGUGUACCUCAAGGUACAGUCUUGGGUCCACUACUAUUUUUAAUUUACAUAAAUGAUUUACCAAAUUGCAUUAGUUCAGGAACAAAAGUCAGAUUAUUUGCAGACUGUUGUACUUAAUAAUAACAAUACCAUGUUACAUUCAAAGCUUUAUUUCACUGAAUGACAAACAACUACACACAUAGUAGAGUUCACAACACGGACUACGAAAUACGGUCAGUACACAGGUUAACAAGUGUAACAAACACUAAGGGGUGACAAUCCAAAUAAGCAAAUUCACGACAUUCACCCCACGUUUAAAUUUUAUACAUAUAACACAACAUUAAGUAGUCAAAGCAAAUACAAUGAUUAAUAAAACAUAAGCAUCUAAACACAUCUGCAAUACUGGUUAAUAGCAAACUGUUUAUCAAACACAUUAGUCUAUUAUACAGCAACUGUUUAUCGAACACAUCAGUCUGUUAAACCCUGUAGUUGGGUCUUGAUUUUCGUUCUCUUAGGUUGUAUCGGCAGUUUGGAUCGGCAGUAUCAGUACAAUCAGUAUCAGUACUAACAACAUUACUUGGUGACUCGAUGGUAGGGGCUUCAACCGGGUCCACUUCCCCCGAAAGGGGUGGUUUGGUUGUUCGGUUAACAGGAGGGUUCAGAGAAGAGUUCUCUGUGUUGCUUUCUGUUUCGCUUUGAAGUGAGGGUGUCGCAUUCCUGGGGGAACCGUCUCUCAGCACAGGGGGUCUCACAUUCUCUGUGAAACAGUCUUUUUCUUUGGGCGCCAACAAUCUUAAAGAAACUGUUUCUUCUCGGCCCGUAGAUGUUUUGAUAAGAGCGUAUUGAGGGUUGCUGUUCACCAGCUCUACCUCCUCUGUUAAAGGGUCAUACUUAGAGGAUCUAUUAUUUCUUUUUAACAACACGGGGCCAGGAGAUGUUAACCACGUUGGUAGGGAGGUUCCAGAAGUACUUUUGCGAUAGUAUCCAAAGAGUCUCUCGUGUGGAGUUUUAUUCGUCGCCGUACACAGAAGUGACCGAAUUGAGUGCAACGCGUCUUGCAAUACUAGUUCCCACUGAGACGUACUCAAGUCCUGGGAGUGUAAAGCUAAGGUUAUAGCUUUCCAAAGGGUACUGUUCAGUUUCUCUAUUUGACCAUUUCCUCUAGGGUUGUAAGCCGUGGUCCUGCUCGUAGCAACUCCUCUUUCGUUAAGGUACUUCUGUACUUCAGCAGACAUAAAGGAAGUACCUCUGUCGGUAUGGACAUAGGAAGGUAGCCCGAAUAAGGCGAACAACUCAUUUAGGCAUUUAAUAACAGUAGCAGAUGACAUAUCUGGGCAUGCAAAGGCAAAAGGAAACCUAGAGAAUUCGUCGAUCAUGGUAAGCAGAUAUUUAUUGCGUGAGUUGGAAGGGAGAGGUCCCUUAAAGUCCAUGCUUAUUCUUUCGAAUGGCUGAGUGGCUUUGAUUAAUUGUCCUAUUGGCGGCUUGAAGAAUCGAGGUUUAAGUUCAGCACAUGACUGGCACUGGUCGAUCACUGUUCUGACGUCAUCGGUGGAAAAAGGUAGAUUUUUUGAUCUCACAAAAUGUAGCAUUCUUGUUACACCAGGGUGACACAAACUAUUGUGGAGUAAUUUUAGGUCGUUACGUGACAUUGCGGAUAAGUAGCGAUUUCUGCUGAAAGUGUCAGCAGCAGUGUUCUGUGUACCUGGUCUGUAAACGACGUCAUAGUGAAAGCAGGAUAGCUCUAACCUCCACCUUUGGAUCUUCUCAUUCUUGAUCUUGCCUUUAUUUUGUCUACAAUACAUAAACGACACGGAUCGCUGGUCUGUGACAAGGGUAAAUGGUCUUCCAAUAAGAAAGUGUUUCCAUUUCCUCAAAGAUUCUACUAUUGCAUACGCUUCUUUUUCCACUGAUGAGUGCCUUCUUUCGCUUUGCGAUAGUGUCCGGGAAAAGAAAGCCACAGGCCGGCCAUCUUGAUUAAGUGUAGCUGCUAUAGCUAUGUCAGACGCAUCUGUCUCCACUGUUAGUGGGCGAGUGUAAUCAAUGGUGUACACGGCGGAUUCCUCGAGCUCGUCCUUUAGGUUCUGGAAUGCUUGUUUGACUUCCUCAGGGACAGGAAAUCGUUUAUUUCUAGCUAAGAGGCUGAUUUUGUCUGAGAAGUUAGGAAUCCAUAGAGAAUAAUAAGCCAGCAGACCCACUAUUCGUUUCUGUUCUCGCAGGUUCGACGGAGCAUUUAAUUCCCGCAAGGCUGUGAAUCUUUCAGGGUCAGGCUUGAGCUGACCUUUAGAUAUUUCGUAUCCCAGCAGUCUGACGCUAUGUGUUCCUAUCUCACUUUUAGCUUCGUUGAAGGUAAUGCCAUACUUCUGAGCUACUUUGAAGAAUCUCUGCAGGUUUCUAUCAUGAGAUUCAUUAUCAUGUCCACAGAUGGUCACAUUGUCCACAUAAGCGAAUGUAUUUUCUAGUUGCUCAUCUUCGAUUAUUUUAUCUAUGGUUCGCUGGAAACAAGCCACUCCAUUUGUAACUCCAAAUGGAAUUCUUCGAAACUGGUAAAGUCUACCCCCAGCCUCAAAAGCUGUAUAUGGCCUUUCUUCUUCUUUAAUCGGGAUCUGAUGAUAAGCAUUUUUGAGGUCCAGAGUGCUGAAGACAGAAAACUGUGAUAUCUUCUCCGCUAAUUCAUCCAUUCUUGGCAUGGGAUAGGCGUCUAGCAGCGUAUAUCUGUUGAUCGUCUGGCUAUAGUCAAUAACCAUACGUCUUUUGUGCCUCUCAUUGGAUGUUAUUAGAACCUGUGCCCGCCAGGGGGACUUUGAGGGUUCUAUUACUUCUUCUUUGAGUAGUCUCUGAAUCUCAGCAUUAAUAAA